AUGGCCGCACCACAGGACCGGGUCUUGCGGGGACCAAAGUACGACCUGGAACUGCCCGAGGUCACUCUGGGCAAAUACAUUUUCUCCGGAUUGCUGAAGCACGGCGACCACGUUGCACAGGUGUACCCUGGGGAGCCGGAGGUGCGGCUGUCGUUCCGGGAGCUGGCGAGGCGUUCGGCCUGCGUGGCCGAGGAGCUGCGCAUGCGAGGCGUGGGCCCCGGGGACGUGGUGGCGCUCGGCUGCCGCGUCGUGCCGCAGUUCGCGCCGCUCCUCAUAGGCACCCUCCUGAGGAAUGCCGUGCCAGCGCCCUUCAACCCAGAUCUCGACCAAGAGGAAUUAAAGAUGGUGGUGCAGCAGACCCUGAAGCCUAAGCUGUUGGUGAGCCAGGAGCCGGCGCUGUCGGCAGUGGGGGAAACAGCAGGGUGCCCCGUUCUGCCGCUGUCCCAGGUGGACGGCUGGCUGCAGCGAGACGCAGACCCGGAGCGGGCGCUGCAGGCGCUGUCCCCGCCAGACGCGGCCGGCUGGCUGGACUCGUGCGCCGCCAUCCUCUGCUCCUCCGGCACCACGGGGCCGCCCAAGGGCGUCAUGCUCUCACACCGGGGGCUGCUCACCUUGACUGUCGCCUUCGGGAAAAUGUUUGCACAGUUUGCCACAUCGAGUGACCGACGUCCAGAGGCCAUGAUAUCGACGUCGCCGACUUUCUGGGCGUCUGGGCUUGUAAUGCCAUUGUAUGCCCUUCACCUUGGGAAGACGGCCUGCAUACUUCCCAGCUUCGACGAGGAUACGGUAGCACGCGUCUUGGGCGAGUACAACAUUUCGAGCUUGUUCAUGCAUCCAAACUUGGCAGUGACUAUUGCCAAGAACCCACAAAGUCCCGUCCGAAAGAUGCUGCACCACAUCAAAAUCUUAACAGUUGGAGGGGCUGUAAUGGACGCAGAGACUCAGCUAUUCGUUGAAAAGGAGCUUGGGAAGCGGGUCAGCCAGGGGUAUGGCAUGACAGAAGCAAUUGUCGUCAUGGGUGCUCAACCCGGUAGUGAUCCUCCACCAGGUUCCUCUGGAAAACUCUUCUUCAACGUGGAGGCCAAGGUGGUGGACCUGGAGACGCAGGAGCCGGUGGGUCCCGAGCAGGAGGGCGAGCUGUGGGUGAAGUCCCCCGCGGCGGCGCUGGGCUACUGGAACAACCCGGAGGCGACUGCCGCUGCCUGGGACAAAGAAGGCUGGUUCCACACGGGGGACGUCAUGCGCUACGACCGCGACGGCUACUUCUACGUCGUGGACCGCGUCAAGCAGCUCAUCAAGUUCAGGGGACACCACGUGCUGUCGCCGCAGCUGGAGAACCUGCUGAUGUCGCACCCCAGUGUGCAGCUGGCCGCCGUGGUGGGGAAGCCGCACCCCACCGACCAGGAGCACCCCACCGCCUUUGUCGUGCUGCGGCCCGGAGCCUCCGCCACCACUGAGGAGCUGCAGCGGCUGGUAGAUGAUAAGGUGGCGGACCACAAGAAGCUGCGAGGCGGGGUAAGGAUCGUGGGGGAGCUGCCGCACACGGCCAGCGGCAAAGUGGCCAAGAGGGUCCUCAGGAGGUGGGCGGCGGGCGGCCAGUAGGAGCAGAGGCCACAUGUGCGCUCGUCCAACCCUCAAAGGGCUCUCUAAUGUCGAAGAAGCGUCAACGAAACCAAAGCUCACUCUUAAAGUUAAAUACUCCAUUUCUCUUCUUCGUAGUUUCAGUUUUCGUGUUGAACUACUUUGAUUCAUUAUAUUUUU
Messenger RNA from Schistocerca serialis cubense, 1761 nucleotides. RefSeq names its product luciferin 4-monooxygenase-like. The record is from RefSeq and is a predicted model, not a curated record. Gene Ontology annotation, molecular function: long-chain fatty acid-CoA ligase activity. NCBI's taxonomy places the organism in Eukaryota, Metazoa, Arthropoda, Insecta, Orthoptera, Acrididae. Gene Ontology annotation, biological process: fatty-acyl-CoA biosynthetic process; long-chain fatty acid metabolic process. The coding region runs from base 1 to 1602 and encodes 533 amino acids. The transcript is spliced from 9 exons.